AUGGAGCGCCGUCUCACCUCCAGGAACGUGUCUCUGGACUGGAUCGAGGAUGCUGAUGCAAACGCAAACAACAAAAUCUCGUCACAUUCAAUCCAAAACACAUAUGAGCGGCUGAAGCUCAAAUACGAGGCAGAUUUACGCCAAAACUGGGCCGAGCAACUUGAGUCUCCCAAUCAAAUCCUCGAGCAGCUGUCUUUAACGGCAUGUCUGAUCGAACUAUGGAAAGACAUGUAUGGCACCGUGCCAGAUGAAAAAUCUCAAUCCCCAGCACCUUUUCCGGGAUUCGUGGAUAUCGCCUGUGGAAAUGGCAUCUUAGUCUACGUGCUAAAAAUGGAAGGAUACAAAGGCUCAGGCUACGACGCAUGUCGUCGCAAAUCCUGGGAAACAUUCCCGCCAGAAGUUCAAUCAUGUCUACAUGAGCAAGCCAUCAUCCCAGAGCCUUUUCUGGAAACACUUGUUAUCGAAAACAUUGGCAUUGAGACACAUCCAGGCGUUUUCCAACCAGGCACUUUCAUCAUAUCUGAUCAUGCGGAUGAACUGACUGUCUGGACACCCAUUCUGGCUGCCUUGGCUAGUCCUUCGUCGCCGCUGCCCUUUUUCGUUAUCCCAUGCUGCUCUCGCUCGCUGGCGGGCUCCCAAUUUCGAUAUCCCUCGCCCAAUGGCAGUACAGUGGAUAGUGAUCAUCAUGUGCAGAAGCCACAGCCUUGCUCGGGUGAUCUAAGAGCCCUCCGCGCUGCCAAGAUGAGGGAAAAAACAGAGAGCGGAUUUCUAGAUUCUAUGAUUGGGUCUCUCGCUGCGAAGACGGCAUGCGUUGCUGGGGAAUUGGGCUGUAGAGUGGAAAAAGCGUGGCUUCGCACACCAGGUGCAAUCAACAUGGCUUUGGUCGGGUGUCGAAUAGAAGCCAUUGGAAACUGUUAUCCAGCUCCAGACCCUGCAGCUAGUGAGAACCUCAUCGCUGCACGCCUGAAGAUCAGGGAGGUGGUUGAACGUGAGUGUUUGGAAGACGGGGGUGUCCAGGCAGCUGCCCAACUCUGGCUUGAGCGGAUCAAGACUCUACGCCAUGCCAACAGAGCCCAACAUCAACCCAAUUGA
Molecule: messenger RNA, 1092 nt
Organism: Penicillium brevicompactum
Lineage: Eukaryota; Fungi; Ascomycota; Eurotiomycetes; Eurotiales; Aspergillaceae
Gene: trm44
Product: tRNA (uracil) methyltransferase
Exons: 1
Coding region: 1-1092 (363 amino acids)
Biological process (GO): tRNA methylation
Molecular function (GO): tRNA (uridine) methyltransferase activity
Source: RefSeq, a predicted model, not a curated record